GACGGUACGGGCUUUUAAGUGUCACCAUGACGACGGCGUUGCAGUUGGUCUCUAAAGGCAUUCACCGUUUCUUCCGCUUUUGUCCUACAAAACUCUCAAUCGGGAAAUAAAAAAGUCGUCACCACGACAGAUAGCACACAGCAGAAGUUGUUUAUCUCACCAUGAGUCAAAGGACCUAACUACAUCAUGACCUCGCAAGAAAGGGAUCGUACAGCUGUGGACAGAGCAGACGGGGAGCUGUCAGCACCGGAGAAUGCAGCUGGCGAGCACGAAAUAGCAGAAAGGAGACUUGUUGAAAGCCUUUUAGAUACCAGCGAGGAGAACUUCUUGAAUGAGAAGGAGCUAAAUGAGUUCCAUUGUUACUCUGGUUGGGAGGAUGCUGUUUGUGGUUGGGCCAGAGUUGUUCCCCUGAGCUGCAUACUUUUGACUUCAAACACAUACAAGAAACCAGAGCAUAAGGAGGCUGACAAUGGAACUCCUUCAUCUGAUGACCCAGUGCCUUCUAAUGGAGACAGCUCAGCCAGCAUUACAGAGCAGCACUGUGAGUCUCAUGCAGGCCUGGAUAAUUUUAAGAAGUUUGUGUCAGUAAAUCAGCACACAGGAUCUUGGAGUCAAACUGCUAUGGCAGCUCAACAGACAGAUGCUGCAGAAUGUCCUUUCCUUAAAGCCAUGCAGAGAAAUCCGACACAUCUCUUACUGGAAGAAAAGAUAUACGAGAGAGGGAUGGAUAAAGAGACACUUUCUCAGCUUCACCAUCUGUCUUCAAAAUAUUCUGUGCCAGAGAACAAGCCUGCUAAGCCUUGGAAACAUAGUCAUCGUCCCAAUAACAGAGUGGUUCCCAUUAAAAACUUCACAUUUCUACCACCUAUUAACCCACCUCACCUGAUUGCCAAGGCCAGUGGUCAUCUCUGUAGAGACAAGAAGACUCCAGAGAAACAAACCUCAGAGAAAAACGGUUUCCUUUUAGACAAGCAGCGUGGAACAAGGGGAACUAGAGUGGACACUGCUAGUAAUUCAGAUAUUUCCACUUUCUCUGCAGCGCUGACCUCCAAGUACCAGACAUUUUGGCAAAACCCACACAAUGUUUUGAUACCAAGAGGUAUUAAAUACAAUGUCUUCCAAACCUGACUCAAUGCACUGAGGACUAAAGUCUCUCACAAGGAAUUUCACAAAUGCACCCGAGCUGCCUCUUCUUUGCCUCACUUCACUUUUAAGCUGAACGAGGCAUGUGAAAUAAAAAUCUGUCACUUGAAUAUUUAA
Molecule: messenger RNA, 1260 nt
Organism: Pundamilia nyererei
Lineage: Eukaryota; Metazoa; Chordata; Actinopteri; Cichliformes; Cichlidae
Gene: cunh16orf46
Product: chromosome unknown C16orf46 homolog
Exons: 3
Coding region: 187-1128 (313 amino acids)
Source: RefSeq, a predicted model, not a curated record